AUGAUUGCCUUAGAUGCAAGCAGCACGAGGAAGAAAGCUUCGCAAAAAAUGUGCUUCCGGUUGAUUGUCGUCGGGCAAAUUCUCCGAAGCAAGCCAAGGACAGCGGCAGACCCGACCAACAGCUCAUUGCGGCCUCCCCACUCUGACUUGAACCGCACGACGUCCAUCUCUCGUAUGCUCACCUUGAGAGCGAUAUCGCUUACCUUCCGACCACAAUCUCGAAACAGUCUCAGCCUGCUCAGCAACCACAUCCGGGGCCCCUCCUACUCCUCCAUUCGAUCCUUCCACGCACCAUCUCGGACCUUUGCCCGAUUCUCGCAUAGGGAUCAGAACGCUAACCUCUCCGCUCGACCUGCCCCUUCCUCGCUCUCCUAUCCCAAGAUGCCGCAACUCGUGGGCUCGAUCGACGCUGGUACCACCAGCGUCCGCUUCAUGGUGUUUGACGAGUUCGCAAAGGUGCACGCCUCGCACCAGAUGGAGUUCAACCAAUACUACCCGCACCCAGGCUGGCACGAGCAAGAUGCGCACGAGAUCAUCGACUGCGUAUACGAGUGCAUCGACAAGGCGCUAGAAAAGCUCGAACAAGCCGGCAAAUUCAGCAAGACCGACGUCAAGGUCAUCGGCGUCACCAACCAGCGAGAGACCACCGUCGUGUGGGACAAGAACACCGGCAAAGCGCUCACACGAGCCAUCGCCUGGCCCGAUGCGCGCACCACCUCCACCAUUCGACAACUCGAAUCAAAGCACCCGAAAGGCGUCGAUGCCGUCAAGGAAGAGACCGGCUUGCCGCUCUCCACCUACUUUGCCUCGGUCAAACUUCGUUGGAUGCUCGACAACCUGCCCGAGGUGCGAAAGGCGCACGACGACAAGCAGAUGCUCUUCGGUACCGUCGACAGCUGGAUCGUCUACAACUUGACCGAUAAGCAAGUCCACAUCACCGACGCUUCCAACGCUUCGCGAACCAUGUUCAUGGAUCUGCGGGCGCAGACCUGGGACAAGAAGCUGUGCGACUUUUUCGAGAUCGACAUGGACAUCCUACCCGAGAUCAAGAGCUCGUCCGAGGUGUACGGCAAGGUGUCGCAUGGUAUGCUCAAGGGUGUCGAGAUCGCAGGUAUUGUGGGCGACCAGAUGGCCGCGUUGGUGGGCAACAAGUGCUUCCAGCCUGGUGAGGCGAAAAACACCUACGGCACCGGCGCUUUCUUGCUGUACAACACGGGCGAAAAGGUCGUCUCGUCCAAGAACGGGCUGCUUUCCACCAUCGCAUACAAGGCAGGCCCCGAUGCACCCGUGCACUAUGCCUUGGAAGGCUCUAUCGCUGUGGCUGGCUCGGCCGUCAAGUGGGUGCGCGACAGUCUAGGCCUCAUCAAGGAAGCGAGCGAGAUCGGCGAGUUGGCAGGUCAGGUCGAAGACACAGGAGGAGUGUACUUUGUCACGGCAUUCAACGGUCUCUUCUGCCCCUACUGGGACGACACAGCAGCAGGUACCGUCGUUGGCAUCACCGCCUACACGGACAAGCGUCACUUCUGCCGUGCCACGCUCGAGUCCACGUGCUACCAGACAAAAGCCAUCCUCGACGCCAUGUCCAAGGACUCGGGCGUUGCGCUCAAGGCGCUGCAGGUCGACGGCGGUUUGACCAACUCGGACGUGGCCAUGCAGAUCCAAGCUGAUAUCUUGGGCAUCAACGUCGAGCGUCCCGAGAUGCGCGAGAGCACCGCGUUGGGUUCGGCGCUGCUCGCCGGCUCGGCAGUGGGGCUGUUCGGCUGGGACAUCAACAAGCCAGAGACGUUGAGCAAGGUCAACACCGCAGACUGCAUUAAAGUUGACCGACCUCCGGCUGCAUCCUUUCCUCCUGUUUGCCACCUUCCCCUCGUUCGUCCCGUUUUCGAAAGUCAAGAGCGUCUGAAAGGAGCGCUGGCUACGGACGGCUCGCAUUCAUCCCAUCAACAUCAUCAACAUCGUCAACAUCAUCAACAGCACGUAGGGGCGCUGUCUCUAGAACAAAGCUCGUCAAGCACGAUGACACCUGCGACGACCACAGCCACGGCGAGCGAGCCAGCGUCUGCCAACGCGAAGACGCCUUCCCUACACUUGCUCGCUGAUCUCGCGGGCCACUCGACUGUAGCAUGGCAUCUUGCAUGGAAUCCACGCAUCCCCGUCUUGGCAUCCUGUUCUACCGACAAAGACGUUCGGCUGCACGCAUACUCUUUCGUCUCGACCACAUCCGCAGACGGCCCCUCAUCCUCGAAGCGCCCAGCCUUCAACCUGCGAGAGGUGAUUCCGACAGGUCACCAACGCACCGUAAGGCAGAUUGCAUGGUCGCCAGACGGCAAGAUCCUAGCCACCGCAUCCUUUGAUUCGACCGUGGGUAUCUGGGAGAGGAUACAGGACAUCGAUGGCUCAGCCGAGCAGGAAGACGACGGCGACGCUGGUGGACCUGUCGCGCUCAGCAACGGCGGUGCGCAUGUGGACGAGCCCGAGUGGGACUGCAUCGGUACACUCGAAGGCCACGAAUCGGAAUGCAAAUCGGUAGCCUUCUCCCACACGGGCGGCGUGCUGGCGUCGUGCAGCCGAGACAAGUCGGUGUGGAUCUGGGAGGUGCAGCCGGAUGCCGAAUUCGAGUGUCUUUCGGUGCUGAUGGAGCAUUCUCAAGAUGUCAAGGAGGUCGCAUGGCAUCCCACCGACGAGAUUCUGGCCUCUGCAUCCUACGACGACGCCAUCAAGCUCUACAUCGACGACCCCUCGGACGAUUGGUUCUGCUACGCCUCGCUUACAGGACACGGCUCGACCGUGUGGAGUGUCUCCUUCUCGCCCUGCGGCAACUACCUCGCAUCCGCAUCCGACGAUCUUUCGAUUCGCAUCUGGCGCCGUCUAAACGCGGAUGAGUGUGAGACGCAUGGGCUGAAACCCGAUGGCAAGAUGCCGGGCAGGAGAGGCGAAAAGUGGAUCCCGACCAACGUGCUCAAGGGACACCACGUCCGCACAAUCUACACGGUGUCUUGGGGAGCCGACAAGUCGUCGACACGUGCGGGCAAUCUGGGACGUAUCGCGAGCGGCGGCGGCGACGGCCGCAUCUGCGUCUACGAGGUGACCGCGUCGGACGACAAAACGUCGUUGCAGCCCACAGUGGAGCUCGUCGCCAAGAUGGAGAGAGCGCACGGAACCGCCGAUAUCAACUGCGUUGCGUGGGCGCCAGAGAGUCUCAACGCCAGAGCUGGUGCAGCGGCCAAGAUCGAGGAGCUGAUGGAAGACGGAGAGACACCGAAGAGCGGCGGUGGACGGGGAUCGCAUCACUUCAUGUCGGACAUGCUGGCGAGUGCCGCUGAGGACGGAACCAUCAGGGUGUGGACCAUGCCGACGUCGCCGUAUGCCGUUGCGAGCGACUAG
Messenger RNA from Pseudozyma hubeiensis SY62, 3384 nucleotides. RefSeq names its product vegetative incompatibility protein. Gene Ontology annotation, cellular component: mitochondrion; cytosolic [4Fe-4S] assembly targeting complex. Gene Ontology annotation, molecular function: protein binding; glycerol kinase activity. NCBI's taxonomy places the organism in Eukaryota, Fungi, Basidiomycota, Ustilaginomycetes, Ustilaginales, Ustilaginaceae. The record is from RefSeq and is a predicted model, not a curated record. Bases 1 to 3384 code for a protein of 1127 amino acids. The transcript has 3 exons. Gene Ontology annotation, biological process: iron-sulfur cluster assembly; glycerol metabolic process; triglyceride metabolic process.